Brassica napus (rape) is the source of this 1299-nucleotide messenger RNA. Its product is annotated as tetraspanin-8. The transcript has 2 exons. Bases 304 to 1116 code for a protein of 270 amino acids. NCBI's taxonomy places the organism in Eukaryota, Viridiplantae, Streptophyta, Magnoliopsida, Brassicales, Brassicaceae. The record is from RefSeq and is a predicted model, not a curated record. Gene Ontology annotation, biological process: auxin-activated signaling pathway. Gene Ontology annotation, cellular component: plasmodesma; plasma membrane.
AGAUUUAGAAAGAGAGGGAGUAUAAACUAACUGCAGGUCCUAAUCAGAUUAGGCUAAUCUCAAAACAUGCACCAGCCGCGAUAAAGCGCGUGAAAGUUUAAAGAGUCUCAAGUUCAUCACCUACUAGGAGAAGGAAGGAGAAGAGAUAUCAUUAAGCAACACGGAAACGUCUCGGAACUUCCUUCCUUUCACGCGUUUCAAUUCUCUUUAUAUAACUCUCCUUCCCCUCAUUAAUUCUCUCAAAUUCUCUUCUGGGUUUCCUAAAUUCUCAACCUUUUUCUCCAAAUUCGAUUUCUUAAAAUCAUGGUUCGCUGUAGCAACAACCUCGUUGGCAUACUCAACUUCAUCGUCUUCCUCCUCUCUAUUCCCAUCUUAGCUGGAGGAAUCUGGCUUAGCCAAAACGGCUCAACGGAGUGUGAGGGUUUUCUCGACAAACCCGUGAUCGCUCUCGGAGGUUUCCUUAUGGUUGUAGCGAUCGUUGGUUUGAUCGGUUCCUGUUGCAGAGUCACAUGGCUUCUCUGGACUUACCUCUUUGUCAUGUUCCUCUUGAUUCUCCUCGUCUUCUCCAUAACGGUUUUCGCCUUUGUUGUGACUAACAAAGGCGCAGGAGAAAAGGUUUCUGGGAGAGGGUAUAAAGAGUAUAGACUUGGAGAUUACUCUAACUGGUUGCAGAAACGUGUGAACAGUGACAAGAACUGGAAUAAGAUUAGGAGUUGUCUCGUUGACAGCAAGGUCUGUUCUAAGCUUGACGAUAAACUUGUUGGUGUUCCUGUCAACAACUUCUACAACGAACAUCUCACUGCCCUUCAGUCUGGUUGCUGCAAACCCUCAGAGCAAUGCCAAUUCACUUACGUAAGUGCCACAAACUGGACCAAGACGGCCGGAACACAACCAAAUCCAGACUGCCAAAGCUGGGACAACGCACCAAACAAGCUCUGCUUCGAUUGCCAAUCUUGCAAGGCGGGUCUUCUCGACAACGUCAAGAGCGCGUGGAAGAAAGUUGCAGUAGUCAACAUCAUCUUCCUCGUCUUCCUUAUCAUUGUCUACUCUGUUGGCUGCUGUGCUUUAAGGAACAACAAGAGAGAUGGCAGUUAUGGCUAUGGAUAUAAGCCUUGAAGGCUUUCAAGUGUUUUAGAACAGAGAUUCGUUCAUUGUUCUUUAAUUCACGCAGUACUGGAGUUUGCUUUUAUGUUUUAUGGAUUUACAUCUUGGUGAUUUGAGACCUAUUGCUUGUACAGCUCUCUCAUGAUACUUGUUAGUGUGUUCUGGCUUAACCAUGAUAUAUAUUUAUUUGUUAUA